UCGCUUUGUAAACACGGCGACGCCUAAAGACCUUUGACCUGCUGAACUCACACGAGUUCACACAUCAGUCCGUCCCGUACUCGCUGACGGCAUGUUAGCAGCUCCGCUCUAGGAUCUGAAGUUUGUGGACACAAGCGUCUCUUUCAGGAAGUUAUGAGAGGAGACAUGAAGCCUCGACUACACACGUUCACCCGGACCGUCCUGCUUCUGCAAGUCUGCUGGCUCUGGAGCGGCCAGUGUUUGUCCGUCCACUUCUCCAGCCAGCAGUCGGUGUAUGUAGUCAAAGGCCAGGAUUUGAUCCUACAGGCACAAAUCGAGCUUCUGGAGGGGGAACGCGUUUCUGAAGUCACAUGGGAACGCAGCGCAAAGACUUCUGGGAAGAGUUCAACAGUGGCUGAGUUUCCUGGUAGAGGUCCCUCUGAUGGGAGAGUGACUGUUGAGCAACAGGGAUCCGCACUGAAGAUCAGGGCUUAUCAAGCGUCGGACGGUGGCGUUUAUACGGUCACAGUAACAGACCAAUCAGGACAGAGACGUUCUGCUCAGCGAAGCGUUCAGGAGUAUCUGCCGGUGUAUCACGUGUCGGUGAUGGUGAAUGUGUCUCACGCCGUUCUUCACUGUAUGGAGGCCUGGGGAACGGAUCCCUCCUUCACGUGGCUGUAUGAGCGAGUGCUGGUGACGGGGGCAGUGGGCCGUGUUUCGGCAGAUGGAGCGUCUCUGUUCGUCUCGGGGACCUUCUGCGGACACUUCACCUGCGUGGUGAGCAACAAACUGGGACACAGUUCGGCCACAUACGCCGCAGAGCCGUGUGAAAGCACCGACAGUAGCACGAGCGCUGUGGUUGUGUUUCUGCUGCUUUUCCUGGCGCUCGGAGCCGCAUCUCUGGCCUUUCUGCUGUGGAGGAGACACCGGCACGGACACAACAGAAGAGAGAGACUGAGAGAGCCGUACGACGUGGAUCUGUGAGACUCGUACAAACACUGACCAAAGCUGAUGGACUGACUGUCACUUGAAGCUUUCACAAUACCUUUUUAUACUCUAUUGGUCCAUGCUUUGCAGACGCUUUUGUAUAAAUUUAGGGUGCUUUCACAUCUGUAGUUCGGUUCAUUUGGUCCGGACCGGGGCCGAAGAAUGAUACUUUAUAGCAUUUUCAGGGGUUUUGGAUCAUUUCACGCCACACUGAAUGCCCUGGUCCGAAUCAGUUGAUGAAACAUCAAGCGUUCACGUAAAAACUACAUUCAGAUUCACCAGUCGGAAUGAAUUCAGUUAGAUUGAAACAAAAGCUGUGCUUGUAAACAAUGAAUGGC
This is a messenger RNA of Pimephales promelas (fathead minnow), 1304 nucleotides long. NCBI's taxonomy places the organism in Eukaryota, Metazoa, Chordata, Actinopteri, Cypriniformes, Leuciscidae. The record is from RefSeq and is a predicted model, not a curated record.